AUGAUUUUACGAAGAAUCCUGCCUGGUGAAGUAAGGAUAAGGCAUUACCCAGAAGGAGCAUUGCUUACAGUGGAAACACUGUGCAGGUUACACCCUGCAGAACGCAGAGUAGAUGGAGACUGUAAGCAAGCUGAAAGGAGAGUGAAUGUGUAUCGUCCAGCAAAAAACAGACAGGAAGAGCUUACAUGUUGCCAGCUUCCAAUAAAGGCUGGCCAGCAGAAUACCCACACCAAAGUCAGUACGGAGCACAACAAGGAAUGUCUCAUAAACAUUUCCAAGUACAAGUUUUCCCUGGUCAUCAGUGGUCUCACUAAUAUCUUAAAAAAUGUUAAUAACAUGAGAAUAUUUGGAGAAACUGCUGAAAAGAAUUUAUAUCUAUCUCAGCUGAUUAUCUUGGAUACACUGGAAAAAUGUCUGGCAGGGCAACCAAAGGAUACCAUGCGACUAGACGAGACUAUGCUGGUAAAACAGUUGCUGCCAGAAAUCUGCCACUUCAUCCACACUUACCGUGAAGGGAACCAGCAUGCAGCUGAACUACGAAAUUCUGCCUCUGGGGUCCUUUUUUCUCUUAGCUGCAAUAACUUUAAUGCUGUGUUCAGCCGCAUUUCCACCAGAUUACAGGAACUGACUGUUUGUUCAGAAGAUAAUGCUGAUGUUCAUGAUAUCGAACUUUUACAGUACAUCAGUGUGGAUUGUUCAAAACUAAAACGACUCUUGCAAGAGACUGUAUUCAAGUUUAAAGCCCUUAAGAAAGUAGCUCAGUUAGCUGUUAUCAACAGUCUUGAAAAGGCAUUUUGGAACUGGGUGGAAAACUAUCCUGAUGAAUUCACAAAGCUGUAUCAAACACCACAGACUGAUAUGGCUGAUUGUGCAGAGAAGUUGUUUGACUUAGUGGAUGGCUUUGCUGAAAGCACAAAACGUAAAGCAGCAGUUUGGCCACUGCAAAUCAUACUCCUGGUCCUGUGUCCAGAGAUAAUCCAAGAUAUAGCAAAGGAUGUGGUAGAAGAAACUAAAAUGAACAAGAAACUGUUCCUGGACAAUCUCAGGAAGGCACUUGCAGGCCACAGUGGGAGCAGACAGCUGACUGAAAGUGCUGCUAUUGCUUGUGUUAAACUGUGCAAAGCAUCUACCUACAUCAACUGGGAAGAUAAUUCCGUCAUUUUCCUACUAGUGCAGUCCAUGGUAGUAGAUCUUAAGAAUUUGCUGUUUAAUCCAAGCAAACCUUUUUCAAGAGGCAAUCAAAAUGCAGAUGUAGACCUUAUGAUUGACUGCUUAGUUUCCUGCUUCCGCAUAAACCCUCAUAAUAACCAACACUUUAAGAUCUGCUUGGCACAGAAUUCUCCAUCAACAUUUCAUUAUGUACUGGUAAAUUCGCUCCACCGAAUAAUCACAAAUUCUGCGUUGGACUGGUGGCCCAAGAUCGAUGCUGUGUACUGCCAUUCCAUGGAGCUUCGCAGCAUGUUCAGUGAGACACUUCAUAAAGCUAUUCAAGGCUGUGGGUCACAUCCAGCAGUUCGCAUGACUCCAAGUCUUACAUUUAAGGAGAAAAUGACAAGCCUUAAAUUUAAAGAAAAACCUACUGAUUUGGAAACCAGAAGCUACAAGUUCUUGCUGUUGUCCUUGGUAAAACUGAUCCAUGCUGAUCCAAAGCUUUUGCUGUGUAAUCCAAGGAAGCAAGGGCCUGAGACGCAAGGUAGCACGGCUGAAUUAAUUACAGGCCUUGUACAACUUGUUCCGCAAUCCAGCAUGCCAGAUAUAGCACAAGAAGCCAUGGAGGCCUUGCUAGUUCUUCACCAGUUAGACAGCAUUGACUUGUGGAAUCCUGAUGCACCUAUAGAAACAUUCUGGGAAAUUAGUUCACAAAUGCUUUUUUGUAUCUGCAAGAAACUAACUAGUCAUCAGAUGCUCAGCAGUACAGAAAUCCUCAAGUGGCUGCGAGAGAUUCUCAUCUGUAGGAAUAAAUUUCUUCUAAAAAACAAACAAUCAGAUAGGAGUUCCUGCCACUUUCUCUUCCUUUAUGAUGUCUCUGGAGGUGGAACUAGUCAAAUUUCUCUUGACCAUGAAGAGAUGAUACGCUGUGCUCCAGGAGCUACCCUCAGGAAAGGGAAAGGGAAUUCUUCCAUGGAAAGUACAGCAGGAUGCAGUGGAACACCGAUUUGUCGCCAAGCCCAAACAAAAUUGGAAGUCGCCUUAUACAUGUUUUUGUGGAGCCCGGAUAUUGAGGCAGUCCUUGUUGCAAUGUCCUGUUUCCGUCACCUCUGUGAGGAAGCAGAUAUCAGAUGUGGAGUAGAUGAAGUCUCAGUGCAUAAUUUUUUGCCAAACUACAAUACUUUCAUGGAGUUUGCAUCUGUUAGCAAUAUGAUGUCAACAGGAAGAGCAGCUCUUCAGAAAAGAGUGAUGGCAUUACUAAGACGCAUUGAACAUCCAACUGCAGGGAACACAGAGGCCUGGGAGGAUACACAUGCAAAAUGGGAACAAGCUACAAAACUAAUCCUUAACUACCCAAAGACCAAAAUGGAAGAUGGGCAGGUUACUGAAAGUCUUCAUAAGACAAUUGUUAAGAGACGAAUGUCGCAUGUUAGUGGGGGAGGCUCCAUAGAUUUGUCUGACACAGAUUCUCUUCAGGAGUGGAUCAACAUGACGGGGUUCUUAUGUGCGCUUGGAGGAGUGUGCCUACAGCAUCGUAGCAAUGCGGGAUUAGCAACCUACAGUCCACCUAUGGGCCCUGUCAAUGAGCGUAAGGGCUCCAUGAUAUCUAUGGUGUCCACUGAGGGAAAUGUAGAGACUCCUGUUAGCAAAUUCAUCGAUCGAUUAUUGACUCUGAUGGUCUGUAACCAUGAGAAAGUGGGACUUCAGAUACGGACUAAUAUUAAAGAUCUGGUGGGUUUGGAGUUGAGUCCAGCACUUUAUCCAAUGCUGUUUAACAAACUGAAGAACACCAUCAGCAAAUUUUUUGAUUCUCAAGGACAGGUUUUGUUAACUGAGACCAACACACAAUUUGUAGAGCAAACCAUUGCUAUAAUGAAGAAUUUGCUUGACAAUCAUACAGAAGGGAGCUCAGAACAUCUUGGACAAGCUAGUAUUGAGACAAUGAUGCUAAAUCUGGUUAGGUAUGUGCGUGUGCUUGGAAAUUUGGUACAUGCAAUUCAAAUAAAAACUAAGCUAUGUCAGUUAGUAGAAGUAAUGAUGGAGAGGAGAGAUGACCUUUCCUUUUGCCAAGAAAUGAAAUUUAGGAACAAAAUGGUGGAAUAUUUGACAGACUGGGUCAUGGGAACAUCUAAUCAAGCAACAGAUGAGGAUGUGAAAUGCUUGACAAGAGAUUUGGACCAAGCGAGUAUGGAAGCAGUGGUCUCUCUUCUUGCUGGGCUUCCACUACAGCCUGAAGAAGGAGAUGGCGUUGAGCUGAUGGAAGCAAAAUCUCAGUUAUUUCUUAAAUAUUUCACACUGUUUAUGAACCUUCUAAAUGACUGUAGUGAAGUUGAAGAUGAAAGUGCACAAACAGGUGGCAGGAAACGUGGAAUGUCUCGAAGACUAGCUUCACUACGGCACUGCACUGUUCUUGCUAUGUCAAAUUUGCUCAAUGCGAAUGUGGACAGUGGCCUUAUGCACUCAAUAGGCUUGGGCUAUCAUAAAGACCUCCAAACAAGAGCUACGUUUAUGGAAGUCCUCACCAAAAUUCUGCAGCAGGGAACAGAAUUUGAUACGUUGGCAGAAACAGUGCUAGCAGAUCGGUUUGAGAGAUUGGUGGAGUUGGUUACAAUGAUGGGUGAUCAGGGGGAGCUUCCUAUUGCUAUGGCUUUAGCCAAUGUGGUGCCUUGUUCUCAGUGGGAUGAGCUAGCUCGUGUCCUGGUCACACUCUUUGAUUCCCGGCACUUGCUCUACCAGCUACUCUGGAACAUGUUUUCAAAGGAAGUUGAACUAGCAGAUUCCAUGCAGACACUGUUCCGAGGAAACAGCUUAGCCAGUAAAAUAAUGACUUUCUGUUUUAAGGUAUAUGGUGCUACAUAUUUGCAGAAGCUUUUGGAACCUUUAUUAAGGACUGUGAUCACAUCCUCUGAAUGGCAGCAUGUUAGCUUUGAGGUGGAUCCAACAAGGCUGGAGCCUACAGAAAGCCUUGAAGAGAACCAGCGGAGUCUUUUGCAAAUGACAGAAAAAUUUUUUCAUGCAAUCAUUAAUUCUUCUUCGGAGUUCCCACCACAGCUUCGCAGUGUGUGCCAUUGUUUAUACCAGGCAACUUGCCACUCUCUACUGAAUAAAGCUACCGUAAAAGAAAAAAAGGAAAACAAAAAAUCAGUUGUUAGUCAGCGAUUUCCUCAGAACAGCAUUGGAGCAGUUGGAAGUGCGAUGUUCCUUCGGUUCAUCAAUCCCGCGAUCGUCUCCCCUUACGAGGCAGGGAUUUUAGAUAAAAAGCCUCCACCAAGAAUUGAAAGGGGAUUGAAACUCAUGUCAAAGAUACUUCAGAGUAUUGCCAACCAUGUCCUGUUUACAAAAGAAGAACAUAUGCGGCCUUUCAAUGAUUUUGUAAAAAGUAAUUUUGAUGCAGCACGAAGGUUUUUCCUUGAUAUUGCAUCUGAUUGCCCAGCUAGCGACACUGUCAAUCACAGCCUGUCUUUCAUCAGUGAUGGCAAUGUACUUGCUUUGCACCGGUUGCUGUGGAACAAUCAGGAAAAAAUUGGCCAGUACCUUUCCAGCAACAGGGACCACAAGGCUGUUGGAAGACGACCUUUUGACAAGAUGGCUACUCUUCUUGCCUAUCUGGGUCCUCCUGAGCACAAACCUGUGGCAGAUACCCAUUGGUCCAGUUUAAAUCUCACUAGUUCCAAAUUUGAAGAAUUUAUGACAAGGCAUCAGGUACAUGAAAAAGAGGAGUUCAAAGCACUGAAAACAUUAAAUAUUUUCUACCAAGCUGGGACAUCAAAAGCUGGAAAUCCUGUUUUCUACUACAUUGCUCGGCGAUUCAAGACUGGUCAGAUCAACGGAGAUUUAUUGAUAUACCAUGUACUGCUAACUCUGAAGCCAUACUAUGCAAAGCCAUAUGAAAUUGUAGUGGACCUCACACACGCUGGCCCCAGUAAUCGCUUUAAAACAGACUUUCUUUCUAAAUGGUUUGUAGUUUUUCCAGGCUUUGCUUAUGAAAAUGUCUCAGCAGUUUUUAUUUAUAACUGUAACUCGUGGGUCAGAGAAUACACCAAAUACCAUGAAAGGCUCUUGACAGGUUUGAAAGGAAGCAAAAGGCUUAUUUUCAUAGACUCUCCAGGGAAACUGGCAGAGCACAUCGAACAUGACCAGCAGAAACUCCCAGCAGCUACCUUGGCUUUGGAGGAGGACUUGAAAGUGUUUCACAAUGCUCUCAAACUGGCUCAUAAAGACACCAAAGUUUCUAUUAAAGUUGGGUCGACAGCUGUGCAGGUGACGUCAGCGGAACGAACAAGAGUCCUGGGACAAACAGUGUUUUUAAAUGAUAUAUACUAUGCCUCUGAAAUUGAGGAAAUAUGUCUUGUUGAUGAGAACCAGUUUACCUUAACCAUUGCCAACCAAGGCACACCACUCACCUUCAUGCAUCAGGAGUGUGAAGCCAUCGUUAGGUCCAUCAUUCAUAUACGGACACGGUGGGAGCUGUCACAACCAGACUCCAUCCCACAGCAUACUAAAAUUCGUCCUAAGGAUGUCCCUGGAACACUACUGAACAUAGCGCUGCUCAACCUGGGAAGCUCGGACCCCAGUUUGCGGUCUGCUGCCUAUAAUCUUCUAUGUGCCUUAACCUGUACCUUUAAUUUAAAGAUUGAGGGCCAGUUACUGGAAACUUCAGGUCUGUGUAUUCCUGCCAACAACACACUAUUUAUUGUAUCUAUUAGUAAGACUCUUGCAGCUAACGAACCACACCUUACCUUAGAGUUCUUGGAAGAGUGUAUUUCUGGAUUUAGCAAAUCUAGUAUUGAACUGAAACAUCUUUGUCUGGAGUAUAUGACUCCCUGGCUGUCCAAUCUGGUCCGAUUCUGUAAACACAAUGAUGAUGCUAAGCGCCAGCGAGUCACUGCUAUUCUUGAUAAGCUUAUAACAAUGACAAUAAAUGAAAAACAGAUGUAUCCUUCCAUUCAAGCUAAGAUAUGGGGAAGUCUUGGACAGAUAACAGAUCUCCUUGAUGUAGUGCUGGACAGUUUCAUCAAAACGAGUGCCACAGGGGGCUUAGGGUCUAUAAAAGCUGAGGUUAUGGCAGACACAGCCGUAGCGCUUGCUUCUGGAAACGUAAAACUGGUUUCAAGCAAAGUGAUUGGAAGGAUGUGUAAAAUAAUUGACAAGACUUGUCUGUCUCCAACUCCUACACUGGAACAGCACCUGAUGUGGGAUGAUAUUGCUAUUCUAGCACGUUACAUGCUGAUGCUCUCCUUUAACAAUUCUCUGGAUGUGGCAGCACAUCUCCCCUACCUCUUUCACGUAGUUACUUUAUUGGUGGCCACUGGUCCCCUUUCUCUCAGAGCUUCCACUCAUGGUCUCGUCAUCAACAUCAUUCAUUCUCUUUGCACUUGUUCACAGCUUCACUUUAGUGAGGAGACCAAGCAAGUUUUAAGGCUGAGCUUGACUGAGUUCUCUCUGCCCAAAUUUUAUUUGCUGUUUGGAAUCAGCAAAGUGAAAUCAGCCGCGGUCAUAGCGUUCCGAUCCAGCUAUCGAGACAGGUCGUUUUCACCUGGUUCCUAUGAAAGGGAGACUUUCGCACUGACUUCGUUGGAAACUGUUACUGAAGCUUUGCUGGAGAUCAUGGAGGCUUGUAUGAGGGAUAUUCCAACAUGCAAGUGGCUGGACCAGUGGACUGAACUAGCUCAAAAGUUUGCAUUCCAAUAUAACCCAUCCCUGCAGCCAAGAGCACUUGUUGUCUUUGGCUGUAUAAGUAAACGUGUCUCUCAUGGACAAAUAAAACAAAUAAUCCGAAUUCUUAGCAAGGGACUUGAGAGCUGUUUAAAAGGCCCUGAUAAUUACAAUAGCCAAGUUCUAAUAGAAGCUACAGUUAUAGCACUCACCAAGCUGCAGCCUCUUCUUAAUAAGGACUCUCCUAUGCACAAGGCCCUCUUUUGGGUAGCUAUGGCAGUACUGCAGCUAGACGAAGUAAACUUGUACUCAGCAGGUACAGCACUACUUGAACAGAAUCUGCAUACCUUGGAUAGCCUUCGAGUAUUCAAUGAUAAGAGCCCAGAAGAGGUGUUUAUGGAGAUCAGGAGGCCACUCGAAUGGCACUGCAAGCAGAUGGAUCAUUUUGUUGGGCUAAAUUUCAACUCCAACUUUAACUUUGCACUAGUGGGACACCUCCUGAAAGGGUACAGGCAUCCUUCACCUACCACUGUAGCAAGAACAGUAAGGAUUUUACAUACACUACUAGCUCUGGUUAACAAACAUAGGAACUGUGACAAGUUUGAGGUGAACACCCAGAGUGUGGCUUACCUAGCAGCUUUGCUGACAGUAUCUGAGGAAGUUCGAAGUCGCUGCAGUCUAAAACAUAGGAAGUCUCUCUUAUUGACAGAUGUUUCAAUGGAAAAUGUUCCUAUGGAUACAUAUCCCAUACAUCACAGUGACACUAGCUAUAGGACACUAAAGGAAAAUCAACCAUGGUCAUCACCAAAGGGGUCAGACAGACAUCUGGCUGCCAGUUACCCGACAGUGGGACAGAUAAGCCCUCGAACACGAAAAUCCAUGAGUUUGGAUAUGGGGCAGCCUUCACAAGCGAACACUAAAAAGCUUCUAGGUACAAGGAAAAGUUUUGACCAUUUGAUAUCGGACACAAAGGCUCCUAAAAGGCAAGACAUGGAAUCUGGAAUCACAACGCCUCCCAAAAUGAGGAGAGUAGCCGAAAAUGAUUAUGAAAUGGAAACCCAGAGAAUAUCACCGCAGCAACACCCACAUCUUCGAAAAGUUUCUGUUUCUGAGUCGAAUGUCCUCCUAGAUGAAGAAGUUCUGACUGACCCAAAAAUUCAGGCACUGCUGCUUACAGUUCUUGCAACGUUAGUGAAGUACACUACUGAUGAGUUUGACCAGCGGAUUCUGUAUGAGUAUUUAGCAGAAGCCAGUGUUGUCUUCCCAAAGGUCUUUCCUGUUGUGCAUAAUUUAUUGGAUUCCAAGAUCAAUACCCUUUUAUCGCUGUGCCAGGAUCCAAAUUUGUUGAAUCCAAUUCAUGGGAUUGUUCAGAGUGUUGUCUACCAUGAAGAGUCUCCACCCCAAUACCAAACCUCUUAUCUACAGAGUUUUGGAUUUAAUGGGUUAUGGAGGUUUGCUGGCCCAUUUUCUAAGCAAACACAAAUCCCAGACUAUGCUGAGCUCAUAGUGAAGUUUCUUGAUGCCUUGAUUGACACGUAUUUGCCUGGAAUUGAUGAAGAAACCAGUGAAGAAUCUCUCCUGACACCCACAUCUCCAUAUCCUCCCGCAGUGCAGAGCCAACUUAGCAUUACUGCUAACCUUAACCUUUCCAAUUCCAUGACCUCGCUCGCAACUUCCCAGCACUCCCCAGGGAUCGACAAGGAGAACGUGGAGCUCUCGCCCACCGCCGGACACUCCAACAGUGGGAGGAUGCGCCACGGCUCCGCAAGCCAAGUGCAAAAGCAGCGAAGUGCUGGCAGUUUCAAACGUCACAGCAUCAAAAAGAUUGUGUGACUAUUUCUUUUUAGGUUUGGGGUUUUUUUUUGGGAAACUGACUGACACACACGGGCCUCUCGCAAAGGGCACUCCACCGGUUGUGAUGCUGCACUUAAUUUUUAAAGUUCCCAUCCUGUCAGCCGUGUUGCCAGAUGAUCAACUCUUGAAACAUUGCCUGAAUUUUAAUGCCUUCAUUUCUUUUCUUGUUUUUGAUUUAAGCCAGUGUUUCAGAACCGCUCCUACAGAUCCCGACGGACCUUGUAGCCGAAGGAGGUGUGGAGUUCUUUAACACUGCGGAACGGUCUCUUGUCCAAAUACGAAAGCCAUUUCCCAUAGACAGUUCUACCUUGCUUCUGUUGUCUGCCUUGUUUGUUUCUUCUCUAAAGGAAAGUGUUAAUCCUUAAUCCUGUUUGCACACUUUUCAAGGUAGUGGCUUUAUGAGCCGGGGGAAGUUACUAUAAUCCUGGUUUUAAUUCAAACCUGUAAGAUUUUUAGCUGUGGACUUUUUUUUACCAUACUUAAAAGAAACUUACGAUAGCUGCAGUACAAUGAGCUUAACCAGAAGUGGUGGGUUAGAUUAAAUUUCUAGUAAUUAGCAAUAAAUUUGAGAAGACAAGGAGGCUGCAUGAGUCUCUUUCAUUCCCCAGACCAUAGCUUCACAUACUUGGACUGUAUAUGGACCAGACUGGACAAACUGGCUUUUUUCCAAAGCAAAUUUUUUUUUUUGCUGUACUUUAACUGCACUAAAAAAGGUUGUAUAGUGGAAAGAAAAUCAUCGAGAACUGACUAUUACGCUGUCAUGGGAGCAGCGUUGAAAAUCUAUUGGUUCUUUUUUCCAUUUAGCGUAUACUUUAGUUUUGCCCUUCCCAACAAUAUGCACCUUCGGGAAAUUCCUGGCAGAAUAACCAGUGGGGUACGGAGGGGAAAAUUGAAUGAAUCAACUUCCAGCUCUGGGAGGUGGUGUUCGGCAAAGCUGCUUUUGUGCUGCCCAAGCAGUGAUAGAAAAACAGCAAUGUUUGCUUAAGGUACAUGAGUUGAAAAUAACUGACACUGUGUCAAAUCCAGGUUACGUUUGAAUGUUUGCAGUGCAAUUCCUGGUAUCAGUGCAGACACCUGCAGUCAAACCCGUCUUGCAGAACUUCCAAGGGGUUUCGGUUUGCAAGGGGUCGUACUUGGGGGUUACACAAAACUGAAGUUGCGGUCACUGUGAAAGACUUGUCAGCUACAGUCGUGUAUCCGCGAUGGACGACUGUGAGAACAUGCUGCUAUGUUGAUGACGCGUAAAGGUGCGGCGCUGGGUGCUGCCGAUGCUGCCUGCACGGACUGCAAACGUGCAGAGCGCUUGAUCUCGGAGGCGAGCAGAAGUUCUGACAAAAGGGCCUCUCACCUGGGUGCUCACUGGAGGGCUGAGUUCCUGCUGAAGAAGUCAAACUUCCCAGGGGUUUCAGAUCCCCGUUGUAUGUUAGAAAUUAACAAUCUCUAAGUGGCUUUAAAGGAAAAAAAGUGUAUCCACUAUAUAAAAUGAAAUCCUCUAGUGCAAUUUUGUUAGUGGCUUUCCGUAAAUCAAACUCCACAGCUAAAUUAUUAGAGAAUGGUACAAGUAAGUGUUCAGAUUUUAUUGAUAUAGCACAUAAUUCACAUGUAUCCACACAGUAACAAUGUAACAUUUAUGUAAAUAAAAAUACCUUUAUUGUAUUGAUUCAUAAAAUAACAAUUUAAUUUCUUUAAUUUGUUUACAGUCCUGGAAAAACUAUGAACACAAACGUAAUAUGCAAAUAGUUUGCCAAAACAAGGGGAAAACUUAGAAUUCGCAGUCUUGAAAUAGAUACGUUGGAAAAUACGAAGACUCGUGCAAU
Molecule: messenger RNA, 10475 nt
Organism: Pygoscelis adeliae (Adelie penguin)
Lineage: Eukaryota; Metazoa; Chordata; Aves; Sphenisciformes; Spheniscidae
Gene: NF1
Product: neurofibromin 1
Exons: 58
Coding region: 1-8637 (2878 amino acids)
Biological process (GO): regulation of GTPase activity
Source: RefSeq, a predicted model, not a curated record